Molecule: messenger RNA, 2283 nt
Organism: Clonostachys rhizophaga
Lineage: Eukaryota; Fungi; Ascomycota; Sordariomycetes; Hypocreales; Bionectriaceae
Source: the annotation of a GenBank genome assembly
AUGGCCAAUCCUCUCGACACCGAUGCCGGUUCUGAGCUCUUCAGCUCAUACGAGGCGGAAUUCAAGCUGGUCCAGGCCGACUUAUCGCAAAAGCUAGACCAGAUUCCAGAACUCUCCGGUGAACCCCGCAAGGCCGCAAUCAGCCAGGCCGAGCGAGCGCUGGAGGAAGCCGAUGAACUUCUUGGUCAAAUGCGUUUAGAAAAGCAGAAUAUUCCCACAUCAGCACGAACCAAGGUCAACCAGCGAUUCCGCAACUUCGAAUCUGAUACUGAUGAGGCUCGCCGAAAGUUAACCUCUCUUUCAUCCGAUCGAUCUGCUCUCUUCGGAUCUCGUUAUACCGAUGAUCCUUCUGGAUCUUCCGAUGUCCACUUAGAACAGCGCCAGCAGCUUCUCUCAGGCACAGAGCGUCUUGACCGGAGUACACAGCGUUUGAAGCACAGCCAGGCCCUCGCAAAUGAGACUGAAGCCAUCGGAGCCGGAACACUGGCCACUCUUUCCGCUCAGCGAGAUAUCAUCACCAAUACUCACGACACCUUGACUCAGAGUGAAGGUUAUGUCGAUCGUAGUGUCAAGACCCUCCGGGGCAUGGCACGUAGGAUGGCUACAAAUCGGGUGAUUACAAUUGCGAUCAUCACGGUUCUUGUUCUUCUCAUUAUCGCUGUAAUCUGGAGCAAGUUCAGCUCUCGUAUCUCUCUGAUUUCCAAGAGCGACAUCCGCUAUGUGGGUGUGCUCCACGAGAUCAAUUCCGACGAGUCAACAGUAUCUCUCGAGAAUGUUCGAUCCUUCGGCACGGAAGGCCGCAGAGGACGACCAGAAGAAGAGGUCGGCCCCUCUGACCAGGUCUACGAAUAUAUUGUCUUCCGUGGAAGCGAUGUAAAGGACCUGCGGAUCGAGGACCACCCAGGCAUCAAGGAGAAUCAACCUCCUGCCAUGCCUGAUGAUCCUGCAAUUGUCGGAUCUGCACGAACCCGACCCGGGCCUCAAGGUCCAGGUCCCAACCAGAAUGCCCCUCCGCCACCUGGCCCUGGCGGCCCUGGGCCCUAUGGGCAGCAUCCUUAUCCCCCAAAUAACUUCUACGGACCCCCUGGGGCAUGGGGUCGUGGUGCACCCGGUCCUGGUGGUCCUGGCGGUCCCGGUGGCCCUGCCUUUGGAAACAUGCCCUACCCUCCUGGAUGGUUUCCUCCUGGCCAAGGCUUCCCUCCAGGUCCUGGUGGGCCAGCUCCUUGGGGGGCACAGCCUUUCCCUCCCGGCCCUGGCGGGCCUCCUGGUCCUGACGGUCCGCAGCAACAACAACCGCCACCGGCUCCGGGGCAGCAAGACAAGAAGCAUGUGCCAAUUGGCCCUGGAGCUGAUCGUCCCAACUCUGAAGCCCCCCUACCUACAGAGCCCAAGUCACUGGCUCAACCUUCACAUCAACCAGUUGAGGCACCGACUCCUGCUUUAGAGUCAAAAUCCUCCACAGAAGAAGUGAAGGCUAAGCCCGCUGAGGCGCAGGCUCCAUCUGAGCCCGCAAAGAGUAUCCCUACUGGGCCUCGGACCAACCGGGUCAACCCGGUCAUUCCUCUGUCGGGAUCAUUAUCAAAGCCUUUCCAGCCUCCCAUUGCCCAGGAAAAGAUCUCUCAGACCAGUGUCCAGGCAACUGUUACUUCUACAGCGCCAAACAGCGUCCAGGAUGCCACAAGCGCUGCCAGGGCUGCGGUUGCUGCUGCUAUGGCUCAGCUUGGCAAUGGCGGAGGCAAUGCCAUGGAUAAUUUGACCAAUAAGGUCAACGAAAUGAGAGUCAACGCAACCCGGGCCCCUACCGCUCCCCGUGGUCGUGGCCGUGGAGGCCGUCCCACAGGGAAGGUUGAGGUACCUGACUCGGACUUCGACUUCGCUCAGUCCAAUGCCAAAUUCAACAAGGAGGAUCUUCUCAAGGAGGCGAUCGCGGGCUCUCCUGUAACAGAAACAGGAAAUGCACACACUCCCAGCACUACCGAGUCGCCCGCCCCCUCGGAAAACCCCAUCGCCUACAACAAGUCAAGAUCAUUCUUCGACAACAUCUCAAGCGAGGCUAGGGAGCGAGCCGAAAACAACGGGCAGAGGGCCGGUGGUCGUGAGUGGCGCGAUGAAGAGCAACGCCGCAACAUGGAAACCUUUGGCCAAGGUAGCGUUGAUGGCGGACACCGAAACUUCCGUGGUCGGGGCCGCGGUCGUGGCCGUGGAGGAAGAGGUCGUGGCAUCGGUCGCGGAGGCCGAGGCGGCCAACGAUUGCCCUACCAGUCAGGCGACGCAGAGCUAUAG